Messenger RNA from Peronospora matthiolae, 414 nucleotides. The record is from the annotation of a GenBank genome assembly. NCBI's taxonomy places the organism in Eukaryota, Oomycota, Peronosporomycetes, Peronosporales, Peronosporaceae.
AUGAAUAUGUUGGAUGAUGAAGAUGACCAAAGCUUUCACGCUACGCGUGACGGCUACUCCCAUUUGAGCGAUGUCGAAUGGGAUGCGGUUGAACGAAUGGGUUCGACCAUGGGCAUCCAUGCUGUUAGCGUCAUGCUAGAGGCUCUCAAUAGAGAUGCCCAACAUGCUACUAUCGCCAAGUUCAUUCAAAAUGAACUUGACGCAGAACGCGAGAAAGUAGCCUUGCUUCACCAACAAGGUUCUCAACAAGCAGAGUUGUUGAGAGAACAGGGUGCUCAACAGUUUGAACUGUUGAGACAGCAGCAGGCUGCUGCUGGCGGGUCGAUGCAUUCGCGUCGACCCGAGACCUUGAAGAUUGACAUCUCCAAGUAUAGGGGAGUCGAAGAGGACUCCCUCUUGAGAUGGCUCGUCUAA